Molecule: messenger RNA, 919 nt
Organism: Malurus melanocephalus (red-backed fairy wren)
Lineage: Eukaryota; Metazoa; Chordata; Aves; Passeriformes; Maluridae
Product: death domain-containing protein CRADD-like
Exons: 2
Coding region: 100-720 (206 amino acids)
Biological process (GO): signal transduction; regulation of apoptotic process
Molecular function (GO): protein binding
Source: RefSeq, a predicted model, not a curated record
CCCUCGCGCGGGCUCUGGCGGCGCCCUGAGCGCGGAACCGCCGCUGAACCGGAGCUGGGCGCGGAGUGACCCGUUUUCCCCGCGGGAUUUUUUGCUCCGAUGGCGAGGGACGAGCGGGUGACGCUGCUGGAGGUGCACCAGGCGCUCCCGGAGGAGCAAUUCCAGAGCCUSAAGUUUCUGCUGGAAGGGCAAGUUCCUGCCGGGAUUCUGCUCCCGGCAUCGCGCCCCGAGUUGUGCCGGAUCCUCCUCCAGCGCUUCCCAGGGAAUUCCCUGCGUGUGACCGGCGGGAUCCUGCGGCAGCUCGGCCGUCUGGACCUCAUUCAGCGCUUCCAGCUGCCCCUGGAAGAGCAAAUCCCAGAGGAAACKCCCAGGAAACCCAAUGGGGACACCCCCACUCCAGGAUGUCAUCCUGGUGGGAUUCCAGCUCCASCCGUGAAUCCCCGGCGCUUGACGGAGAAGGAUUUGAUGCAAAUUGCCCAAAGAUUGGGAAAGGAGUGGCAGGAAGUGGGAAUUCUGCACCUAGGGCUGGAGCGGAGCCGGCUGGAGCAGAUCCAGGAGGAAAAUCCCGGCAAUCCCGUCCUGUGGAAUUUUGAGAUGCUGCGGGAGUGGCGGCGGCGGGAGCGACAUGAGGCCACAGUGUCCCAGCUCCGAUCCCAACUCGAGCCUGCCCGGCUUGAUCCUGCAAUCCUCGACUUCCUGCAGAGCCUCCAGGGGGAUUGAAGGACCCCCAAAUCCCAUUGCAAGGAUUUAUACAAAAUAUACAAAUAUUGUAUACAAUUUAUACAAAAUAAUGUAUACAAUUUAUACAAAAUUGGGACCAUUAAAUACUGUUUUAUUCCCUGAGUGUGGAAUUUUGGGAUCAAGUAUGAAGAAUUCCCAUCUUUAUUCCUGAUUUAAAGAUUCCAGAAGGAAGUCAAGG